AUGGCGUCCGCAUACGGGCGAGUGCCAGAGCAGGAAGGAGAUACCUCUCGGACCCCUCAUUCCGACAAUCGUCAGUCAAUAGGUGGGCGGUCCGAGGCGUCUUCGAUAGAAUUUCGAGAUCAAUUAGAUAUAGAACCAUUUGACGAGAAAGGAGAUAGAUUCAGAGAUGACCCAAGAUUAGAAGAUGAAGCUGGAGACGGAGAUCUGGAAGAAGAGGGAUAUGCUAUUGAGCCGCCUCAAAGGCUUCGACCGCGUCAGAAAUCGAGGAAGAUCUUAGCUACAUUGAUAGCGAUUUUGUUUUUCGCUGCUGCUAUAGGAGGUCUAGCAGCUUCAGGCUAUUCAGCUCCUACAUUUGCGAAAAGCGGAAAUCAAAGGAUAACAAUGGAUCAUAUCUUCAACGGGACUUUUGGGGUACACUAUAAAUCGCUGGAUUGGGUACGAGAAGCUACCGAUGGCACAUUCUCCCACAUCAGCGGCAAUAACAACAUCGUUCUUUCUGACGUCCACAACAUGACCGAUGAGACUGUCUUGGUCGAUUCAUCCAAAGUCGUCGAUCAACACGGUAAUCAGCUACACUGGCAGUCAUGGGCUCUCUCAGCUGAUAUGGAAUAUGUCUUAUUAAAAACUGAUCACGUGAAGCAAUGGCGACAUUCAUCUUUCGGCAAUUAUUGGGUACAUCGACGUUCUGAUUCCGUUACCUUCCCUAUUGUUACUCCAACAAGUCAUCCUACUGUAACGCAUUGCGUGUGGUCCCCUGUCGGUCACGCUCUAGCUUUCGUUUCGAAGAAUGACCUAUAUCUAAUCACUGAAACUGAGAUAUCAUCUUCCAAACCUAUGUUGACUAGAAUCACAGAAGAUGGAAGUGAAACGAUUUUCAAUGGUGUUCCAGAUUGGGUGUAUGAAGAAGAAGUAUUUGAGACAGAUUCGGCAGUGUGGUGGUCACCAGAUGCCCGCUCAUUAGCAUAUUUAAGAAGUGACGAAUCAGCAGUCAAGGACUUCAAAUUGCAAUAUUACAAUCCUUCAAAUGACGCUUUCGAGGUACAUCAAUAUGCCACUGAGCUUGACAUGAAAUAUCCCAAACCUGGCACUCCCAAUCCCCUAGUCAGUGUUCACACCUACUCCCUCUCUUCUCAGUCUCGACAUCAGCUCUCAUGGCAGGGAGAAAUGCCUCUGGACACCCGGAUUAUCAUCGAGGUUGGAUGGGUUGCGGACAACGCUCUGUUAGUCAAGGAAAUAGAUAGAGCGGCUAGAAAAGGAAAUGUAGUACUAUUCCAAGAUGGAAAAAGUCAAGGCGAUAUCGUAAGGAUAUUAGGGAAAGAUGGCGAGGAAAGCGAUGAUGGCUGGAUCGAUCAUGGGCAAAACGUCAUUCCUGUCAAAGGUCCUUUGGAAGGUUAUCUUGAUAUAGUACCUAAUGAGGGGUUCAAUCAUAUCGCCUUUUUCAGUCCUAUCAACUCCUCUCAACCUAUCUGGAUCACCUCCGGCGACUGGGAAGUCACUGAAAUCUCCGGAGUGAACGCUGGAAAAGGCGUAAUAUACUUCAUGGCUGCUACCCCUUCGAUUGAUCGACAUCUCUACUCUGCUCAUAUACCUUCAUCCCUCACAGAACAAUACGAUCAGACCUUCACCGCUUUGACAGACAAUUCUGCGCCUGGUUAUUACGAGACUUUUUUCUCUCCCGCUGCAGGCUAUUAUGUCCUAAGCUAUAGAGGCCCGGAAGUACCCUGGAUGAGGUUGAUGGAGAGUGAAAAAGAGGAAGAUCAAAUCAAUGUCCUUCUCGAAGGCAAUGCUCAACUGAACCAGACUUUGAGCGAGUUCGUUCGACCGAUCAUUACCAGACAAACAAUCAUAAGUGAUGGUCAUGAAAUUAACGUUAUGGAAAUGCUGCCUCCUAACAUUGAUACUUCUGGAAGGAAGAAGUAUCCGGUACUGAUCAGAGUGUAUGGUGGUCCAGGCUCACAAAUGGUACAUAAUCGGUUCGAGCGAGAUUGGCAUACUUUCCUAGUUACCAGUAUGAAAUAUAUCGUUAUUAUGGUAGACGGCAGAGGGACCGGAUUCAAAGGUCGUCAAUUGCGUAAUCCAGUCACAGAUGAUCUCGGUCAUUACGAGGUCAUAGAUCAGAUCAAUGCUGCUAAAGAAAUGGCAAAGAGGAUUUAUGUCGAUAGGAAGAGAAUAGGAAUUUGGGGCUGGAGUUAUGGAGGAUAUAUGACUUGUAAGACUCUAGAAGCGGAUUCUGGGAUUUUCACUCUUGGGAUGGCCGUUGCACCAGUGACAAAUUGGCUGUACUACGACUCAAUAUAUACCGAACGAUAUAUGUCGACCCCAUCCACUAAUCAAGAAGGAUAUCUCAAAAGUGCAGUGAACAACGUUACUUCUUUCGCUGGCGAUAAAGUCGACUUCAUUUGGGCGCAUGGAAGCGGCGAUGAUAAUGUCCAUUAUGCCAAUUCGGCGAGUUUAUUAGACAAGCUCACUCAGGAGAAAGUUAGAGGAUGGAGGUUCAGGAUGUUCACCGAUUCAAAUCACUCGAUGGACAAACGACAAGCCUAUCGUGAAGUCUAUGAAUGGAUGACAGAUUUCUUGAGAGAGAAAUGGGGUGUAGGGGGUAAAAUUCAUCAGUAA
Kwoniella shivajii is the source of this 2616-nucleotide messenger RNA. RefSeq lists its product as uncharacterized. The coding region runs from base 1 to 2616 and encodes 871 amino acids. Gene Ontology annotation, biological process: proteolysis. The transcript has 12 exons. Gene Ontology annotation, cellular component: plasma membrane. Gene Ontology annotation, molecular function: dipeptidyl-peptidase activity; serine-type endopeptidase activity. NCBI's taxonomy places the organism in Eukaryota, Fungi, Basidiomycota, Tremellomycetes, Tremellales, Cryptococcaceae. The record is from RefSeq and is a predicted model, not a curated record.